UUAUGAAAUUUGGGUCAAUAAAUUAUGACCAUUAGCCAUGAGCUCAUUGAUGAGGUUGUUGUAGUAGUUUACUCCUUCAUGGUUUACACCUGCACUAAGUUUUCCUUCUGCAAAUGAUUUAUAAGAAAUUAAUAAUAGUUACUAUGGAACACAAACUAAGGAAAAAAAAUUAUUUGGGUGGAAUUUCAAUAAAACUUGACCUACUCGGUAGUACCCUAGACCAUGAAAUGGAAAAUCUAUAAGCAUCCAAAUUCAUAUACUUCAUGAUUCCAAUAUCCUCCUAAAACAGGUGGACCAGUCUAUCAUGAGUCUACAUAUCAAUUAUAUUCUUUAUUCAUAUGAAAACUACUUCUAAAAUACUACUAUUGAAACCAUAUAUACCUUAUACCGAUGAUAUGAGUCGUCUGCUACAUCUCCAUUACUUACAUUUUUUAUUUUUUCUGCAUGCCAUAAGUGGAAAUUAUACAUUAAAACGGGCAAUUUACAGUCAAACCCUGUUGAUGAUGAAUCUUUCGAUGCUUUCGUUGACCAGUAGCAUAUGCAUUGAUUGUUCUGUGAAACAAAUGGACAUAACUCCCAUCUUUCUUAGCACCUGAAAAACAAAAUAGACAAAUCUCACCUGGAAGAUUUUCCGGAUGUGUGUAGCAAAUUCCUUGGUCUCCUUCCAGUGUUGGGAUGAACUCAUUGAUAAACAUGUAGCUGAAGAUAGAGUAGUGCUUUUCACUUUCUUUGCAAAUCCUCCAAUGUCAAUAAGCCAGCUCCUGUAG
This is a messenger RNA of Glycine soja, 767 nucleotides long. RefSeq lists its product as uncharacterized. Lineage: Eukaryota; Viridiplantae; Streptophyta; Magnoliopsida; Fabales; Fabaceae. The transcript is spliced from 2 exons. The record is from RefSeq and is a predicted model, not a curated record.